Messenger RNA from Penicillium odoratum, 366 nucleotides. RefSeq lists its product as uncharacterized. Gene Ontology annotation, molecular function: DNA-binding transcription factor activity. Lineage: Eukaryota; Fungi; Ascomycota; Eurotiomycetes; Eurotiales; Aspergillaceae. Gene Ontology annotation, biological process: regulation of DNA-templated transcription; DNA-templated transcription initiation. The transcript has 2 exons. Bases 1 to 366 code for a protein of 121 amino acids. The record is from RefSeq and is a predicted model, not a curated record.
AUGCCUUACGAUAUUGCUACAAAUGCUUCGGUCCUGAUAUUACGUGCUGUCUCUAGACAGACAUUUGCUGAGAUCGCUGCUAGCCCUGGCAUAUCACAGUCUCAGGUUAACCAGAUUUACGCAAAGGCAAUUGAACGUGGGUUUCAAGAAAAUCAACGCCCAAUUCGUAUCAAAGAUGCUUAUGUUUCUGAUGCACCACGAUCCGAACAACCUAAAAAGGAAUCUACUAUGAAUCAAGAUGUUAUUAUAUCUAAGUGUGUUUGUGAUCGAAAUAUCGGCAACAAUAAGUCGGCGGAUCUUAAGAAAUCUUGGAUUUCGGAAGACGAAGCCAACUCGGAGGCCUGGAUCACCGAAGAUGAGAGCUGA